GGUAGUGAGGCUAACACGAAGGCAGUAUGGCCGCACUGUUCAGGUGGACCCGGGGCGCCUUGGGAAGGUGGCAUAGCCAUGUCCACUCGGUACAGGUAUGCAGCAGGUCUAUGGCCUCUAAGACCCAGGUUGGCUUUAUUGGACUGGGCAACAUGGGGAACCCUAUGGCAAAGAACCUUAUCAAACACGGCUACCCAGUGAUCGCAACAGACAUUUUCCCAGAGUCCUGUAAGGAGCUGCAGGAACUGGGAGCUCAGAUUCUGGACACACCUGCAGACGUGGCCGACAGAGCUGAUCGCAUCAUCACUAUGCUUCCCUCCAGUCCUAAUGUCAUUGAGGUUUACACAGGAGCCAAUGGCAUUCUCAAAAAGGUGAAGAAGGGUUCCCUCCUCAUUGACUCCAGCACCAUCGAUCCGUCCGUGUCUAAAGAGAUGGCAACAGCAGCGGAGAAGAUGGGGGCUGUGUUUAUGGAUGCCCCAGUGUCAGGAGGUGUGGGUGCAGCAACCUCAGGGAAGUUGACGUUCAUGGUGGGUGGAGCUGAAGAGGAGUUCACAGCAGCACAGGAACUUCUGAACUGUAUGGGCAGUAAUGUGGUUUACUGUGGACAGGUCGGGACAGGCCAGGCAGCGAAGAUCUGUAAUAACAUGCUGCUGGCCAUCGGAAUGAUUGGUACUGCUGAGACCAUGAACCUCGGCAUCAGACUGGGUCUUGACCCCAAACUUCUCGCCAAAAUCCUCAACAUGAGUUCUGGCCGCUGCUGGUCCAGUGACACCUAUAACCCUGUUCCUGGGGUGAUGGAGGGAGUGCCAUCCGCAAACAGCUACCAGGGCGGCUUUGGCACCACGCUCAUGGCAAAGGAUCUGGGACUGGCUCAGAACACAGCCACUAACACCAAGACUCCGGUGCCUCUGGGCUCUCUGGCACAUCAGAUUUACCGGACAAUGUGCGCUCGCGGUUACGCUGGCAAAGACUUCUCCUCCGUCUUUCAGUUCCUGCGCGAAGAGGACGGCCAAUAGGGGGCGCCACACUCCUCUUCCCCUGCUUCAGCCACAGCCUUACAAACACAUAUCACACACCCAGCUCAUCCAGGCAGGCGCUGGGGCAGUGGCAGUGGGACGCUUGCAUCUGUGCCCUGGAUGAUUCAUCUGAUGUGACUGAAUGAAGAGCAGAGAGAGAAAGAAUGUGUGUUUGAUCCUCGUGGAUGCUGUGAGGUUUCUGUCUCCCCUCUCACACAAUCAUGUCUAUGUGAUUUUUGCUUUGUAGAGCAAAGAGGCUGUGAAUUUCGGUUCAAGUUAUUUUAAUGUGUGUAUGUGUGUGUGUUUCUUUUGGUUUUGAAUCUGGAAGCCACUGUUAUUCAGACAGAGUAAUGAAGAUGACCGAACCCACUGAAGUGGCUCUGUGUUUUACACUGAGAGUGUUACCUCAGCCAGGCCUACCAGCACUCAGCACUCCUCACAGUCCCUUCACUGACACUCCUUCAGUGUCAAGUUUUUUUUCUAUCACUUUGUUGUCUCUUGUUCUCUGUUUUACUGUAGGGUCUAUUCUCUCUGUAGAUAGCGUUUGGGGUAGCAAAAAUGUUUAAAGUCAUUGUACGUCUAAACAGUUGCAAACUGCAAUGAAAAUAUUAAAGUGAAAUAUUCUUCAUCACUCAGAGAGAAGGGUUCAGUCAGAGCAUGUAAAAAUGUCUCCAGUAUCCACUGAUUUUCCCUCUCACACACACACGC
Chanos chanos (milkfish) is the source of this 1724-nucleotide messenger RNA. It is a transcript of the gene hibadhb, whose product is annotated as 3-hydroxyisobutyrate dehydrogenase b. The transcript is spliced from 8 exons. Lineage: Eukaryota; Metazoa; Chordata; Actinopteri; Gonorynchiformes; Chanidae. Bases 27 to 1016 code for a protein of 329 amino acids. Gene Ontology annotation, biological process: L-valine catabolic process. Gene Ontology annotation, cellular component: mitochondrion. Gene Ontology annotation, molecular function: NADP binding; NAD binding; 3-hydroxyisobutyrate dehydrogenase activity. The record is from RefSeq and is a predicted model, not a curated record.